GUUGACAUUUCGCGUCAAUACUCUUUAAGAAAAUCAAACGAAAACGAUAGAAAAACGAUGUAAAACCCAGUUAAUUUGCACACUGGUCAACUUGAAAUAGUUAGCAAAAAUAAUUGACCAAUUUCAAGAAGAAUGCAAGUUUUGUCUUAUCCAAAAGUUAUGUUUAUUGAGCCGUUUUACGGGGGCUCUCACAAAGUACUAAUAGAUACGUUCACUGGCAGUUUAACAGACUACGAAAUUAUUACUUUACCAGCGAAGAAAUGGCAUUGGCGUGCACGUUGUGGUGCUUUAAGUCUACAUGAAUUAAUUCCUUCUAUCACUUCAGAAAAAAUAUUAUUUUGUAGUUCAGUAUUAAAUUUAGCUGAAUUGUUAGGACUUAGGCCCGAUUUGCAGCCCCUGAAAAAAGUUGUAUAUUUCCACGAAAAUCAGUUAAUUUAUCCAGUUAGGGAUAUAAAAGAAAGGGAUGUCCAGUACUCAUAUAAUCAAAUAAUUACCUGUAUAGCCGCAGAUGUUGUUUUAUUUAAUUCGUAUUUUAAUCAGAGCUCAUUUCUGGAUAACAUUAAAAAAAUUACAAAACUUUUGCCUGAUUGGAGGCCUAAAAACUUGAAACAAAAAAUUGAAUGCAAAUGUCAGGUUUUGUAUUUUCCCAUGGAUUUUUCGCAUAUCUCUGCUCAUGAUAAAUUAACAAAUAUUUUACAUAUUGUUUGGCCUCACAGAUGGGAGUUUGAUAAAGGUCCUGAAGAUUUUUUCAGCGUAUUAAUGAAAUUGAAGGAAGAGAAGAUUCCUUUUAAACUGUCUAUUUUGGGGGAACCGUUUACAGAUAACCCUCCGAUUUUUACCACAAUUAAACUAGUUUUGAAAGAAGAAAUUUUAAAUUUUGGCUAUAUACAGUCUAAAUCUGAUUAUUAUAAUAUAUUGGCAUCAUCUCAUGUAGUUGUUUCAACUGCCAAACAUGAAUUUUUUGGUGUUGCAAUGUUGGAAGCCGUUUAUUGUGGCUGUUAUCCUCUUGCACCAAAUUCGCUAGUUUAUCCUGAAAUAUAUCCUUCAAACUGUUUAUAUUCAAACCUUGAAGACUUACAAAAUAGAUUAAAGGCCUUUUGUGUAGAUCCAUCACAAGCUGUUGAAGCUAGAAGACAAUUAAUUAUAGAUUUUGAUAAAUAUUCAAGUAAAACAGUUGUACCAAAGUUUAAACAAAUAAUAAACAAUUUAGUAUAUUUUUUAUUUUAUUUAAAAGAAAAUCGUUAGUUGUAGAUCGUUGUA
This is a messenger RNA of Tribolium madens (black flour beetle), 1260 nucleotides long. Its product is annotated as glycosyltransferase-like domain-containing protein 1. Bases 133 to 1245 code for a protein of 370 amino acids. The transcript has 5 exons. Gene Ontology annotation, molecular function: glycosyltransferase activity. NCBI's taxonomy places the organism in Eukaryota, Metazoa, Arthropoda, Insecta, Coleoptera, Tenebrionidae. The record is from RefSeq and is a predicted model, not a curated record.